This is a messenger RNA of Bombina bombina (fire-bellied toad), 2914 nucleotides long. It is a transcript of the gene RPGR, whose product is annotated as retinitis pigmentosa GTPase regulator. The coding region runs from base 101 to 2287 and encodes 728 amino acids. Gene Ontology annotation, molecular function: ubiquitin protein ligase activity. Lineage: Eukaryota; Metazoa; Chordata; Amphibia; Anura; Bombinatoridae. The record is from RefSeq and is a predicted model, not a curated record. The transcript has 17 exons. Gene Ontology annotation, biological process: protein ubiquitination; ubiquitin-dependent protein catabolic process; visual perception. Gene Ontology annotation, cellular component: photoreceptor outer segment.
UCAGAAUCGCUUUCUCGGGAGCAUCUACCCGGGAGUUUGAUGGGGAAUUGGGGAUAGAAUAAGUGACAUCAGUUGACAGCCUGUAACAUACAGCCAAUCUAUGGCCGCUGAGGAGGGGGAGGAGCAGGUGCCAGAUUCUGGAGCUUUAUUUACUUUUGGAAAGAGUAAGUUUAAAGAUAAUGUUCCAAGCAAAUUUUGGUUGAAAAAUGACAAGCCUGUACAUAUUUCAUGUGGGGAUGAACAUACAGUGCUAGUAACAGGAAAUGGAAAACUCUUUGUCUUUGGCAGUAACAACUGGGGACAGCUGGGUCUGGGAGCUGGGAAUGCCAUCAACACACCAACAUGUGUUAAAGCUUUAAAAUCUGAAAAAGUGAAGCUGACCUCAUGUGGCAGAAAUCACACAUUGGUUUACACAGACCAAGGAAAGAUUUAUUCGUCUGGUGGGAACAGUGAAGGACAACUGGGUCUUGGCGACCUAACAGAGAGGACAAGUUUUCAUGAAAUUCCAUUUUUUAGCACUAAGUACAAAAUCAAACAGUUAUCAGCUGGAUCCAAUACAUCAGCAGCCCUCACUGUGGAUGGCAAGCUCUUCAUGUGGGGAGAAAACUUAGAAGGUCAGCUUGGCUUAGCGAAUGAAUCAAACCUCUCUACUCCUCAUCAAGUUGAUGUUGGGAAACCAAUCUCUUGGAUAUCCUGUGGCUACUACCACUCUGCAUUUGUAACACAGGAUGGUGAACUAUAUACUUUUGGGGAACCUGAAAAUGGCAAGCUUGGACUAUCUCCAGAAAAGCUUAAAAACCACAAACUACCUCAACGUGUUUCUGGGAUAUCUGGCAAGGUGAAGAUGGUGUCCUGUGGUGGAGGGCACACGGUUGCAGUGACAGAAUCAGAGGUUUAUACAUUUGGCCUUGGUCAAUUUGGCCAACUUGGACGUGGAACAUUCAUUUUUGAAGCUCCCCUGCCUAAAGCAGUAGAUGCUCUGAAGAAACAUAAAAUCCGAUCUGUUGCUUGUGGGGAAAACCACACUGCUGUAAUUACAGACACUGGCCUUCUAUAUACAUUUGGAGAUGGACGACAUGGCAAACUGGGAUUAGGGGAUGAGAAUUUCACCAAUCAGUUUGUACCUACAUUGUGUUCCAAUUUUUUGAAGUUUACAGUUCAAUCGGUUGCUUGUGGUGGUUGCCACAUGCUGGUCUUUGCAGUACCAAGGCCCAAAGAUUUGGAAGUAAAUCUUUUAGAUGAAAAAGAAAAUUAUAUGGCUGUAAAUUCUCUUAAUAUAGACAGUGGCAUGUCUACAUCAUUACAGAGAACGCACUCUGCUCGUUUGAGACGGAGGGAAAGGGAAAUGUCACCUGAACAAAUCCGUGCUUUGACGCGAACAUUGCCACCUUUGGGGGAUAAUUUCUUAAACUCUUCAUUGCCUGUAACAAGCAAAACAGUGCCUCCAAGGGUGCUUAAAGUGCGUCAACCCUCUUCCCAUUCAUUAAACCCAAGUGACCACCAUGAAUCUGCAGCAGACUCUGUGCCAGUAGAAGAAAACCAGGCGCAAGAGUUGGUGCACAGUUUUUCAGCAGACGAUGAUGACACAAUAAGUGAAAAUCCAAACCAAGAGUUUGGCAAUACCACUGAUGUCUUAAACAUGACACAUGCAUUGAGUAUGAACCAUGGUAACAGCACCUUAAGUUUUUCACCAAUUCAAAAACGAAAGGAACAAGACAAAGAUGAAGAGUCUGAAGAAGAGAGCGAAGAAGAUGAGGCAGAAGAGGAAAGUGACAAUGAAGAAGAAGAAGGUGAAGAUGAUGAAGCUGAUGAUAAUGAUGAUGAUUCUUCAGGCGAUAAAAAAGAAGUUAAAACACCUGCAAAUAACGAUAAGGAUACAAAGACAGAGGAGCAGGAGAAGCAGGAGAAGACACCUGUAAUUAAAGAUGGGAUGGAACAUGAACCACAGAAUGGUAAUGAAAUCUGUUCUGUAGAAAAUGAUAAAGAAAAACCAGCAGUGGGACUUCUUGAGAAAACAAAGCGGAUGUCUCUUUUUAAAAGAAAAUCAAUGACGAGCAAAAAACCAGAACAAGACAAAGGAGAAAAUGCUGAUGCAUCUGAAACCAAAAGCAUUGAAAAUACACCCAAAAUACAAGAGGCAACUCAAGGUAAAGGAAGCAUAGAUGAAAACGAAAACAAAACAAAAGAAAACUCUAAAAACACUGAGUUGCCUAAUCAGGAGGCUGUGGAAACGGGAAAAGGCCCCGUCGGCAGAAGAUCCAAAUCAGCCACAUGUAGAAUAAUAUAAAAACAGUGCGGAACUGAUUCUGGCUUGAAAAAAAAAUCCAGUUAAUGUACAAGAUUCAUAUUUACAAGUUAACAUAAAACAUUAUAAGACUUUAGUAAAAAAAAAGUGACUUUGAGUGAGACUGAAAUCAUAUAUAAAAGGAAUGGUAUAUAACAGGUGUUGAGUUUGUUCAUUUUUAAAAGUUAAUAUGGAUAAAACCACUAAAGUAUAUUUCUUUGAUUGCUAGAUCCACAAGCAAUUUAUUACUUUGUGGUUUAGCUUUUACUUCAGCCCUAAAGGGUUAUUUGUCAAGCACUUUAUUGCAGGAAACAAUCAGCUUUUAAAAUAAGUAUAAAUAAAACACGUUUUCUAUAUCAAUAUUGUUUGCUGCAGAAUUUAAAUUGUGAAAUUUUUUAUUUUUGACUACAACUUUUGAAUGCAACAUUUUGUAUUGCUGUGUGUUUCCUGUGCUUUCAUAUAUUAUAAGCUUUAUGUAUAUAUAAAAAUAUAUAUAUGUAUCUUGACUUACGCAGCAAAUUAAUACCUGGUGGGACCCCUUAAAGGGACAUAAAAUAAACCGAAAUGUUUAUUUCAUGAUUCAGAUACUGUGUGCAAUUAAAAAAAUAUAUAUGUAUCUUUCCAAUUUAA